Messenger RNA from Adineta ricciae, 3096 nucleotides. Lineage: Eukaryota; Metazoa; Rotifera; Eurotatoria; Adinetida; Adinetidae. The record is from the annotation of a GenBank genome assembly.
AUGUUCAAAGCCUACGCUUCAUCCGAUUCGACGGCACAGGAUGAGGAGGACAAAAAGCCGAUCGUCACAUCAUCGAAUAGUAAUACUAUAAAUGAAAAGACUUGGCUCGAAAAUCGAUCGUUUACCGCCGAUCUGCCGAUCGUUUCUUUCCAUCAGCCAGUAACAACAUCUCGUCCUGUUGUUGACACUAAACCAAAAACGGAAGAAAAGAAGCCAAUCCAACCUAUUGUUACUAAGAAAGCUGAGACACAAGAUGAAGUAUUCUACGUUGAUCGGCGUCGUGAUCGUGCGAAUAUCACUGUUCAAUACACUAAAGGUGUUCCUCGUUAUGGAAAUAAAUUCUGUAAUCAACGUCCGUUGGGCUCUCGUAUAGCUAAAACCAAUCGUAAACAACGAAUGGUUCGUUAUUUCCAUCAGAAAAUUGAAGAUCCUGAUUCUCAUUCGGUGGACACAUUUCUCAAUGUUGACAGUCAUUUAAAACAAUUGAACAUUACCGUUCGUGAGCAGCCACAUUCAUUCGAUGCAUGGAAAGAACUAAUCGAUUAUCAAUGUUUUCUUCUAAAAAGCAACGGUCAACAAGAGAGACUGAACGCAUUGUACAGUAAACAAUUAGCAAUUGCUGAACGAGCACUAGAACAGAAUUCCAAUCGUCUACAAUAUCGUCUGCUGCUAUUAAAUCUUCGCACUCAAUCCCAUUUAUUCAGUCAUGAAAUACUCUUGAACGACUGGAAAACGUUGAUAAAAGAUUGUCAAAAAUCGAGCGAUGAUCGAACAAUUAAUGAAACCUGGUCUUCUUAUGUACAAUUCUUACUUAAUCGAAUCGAAAUCUUUUCAAUUGAAGCGCUGGAUCAAGCAUUCGUUGAAUAUUUCUCGAUCUAUUCGUAUCAUAUACAGACACGCAGUGAAAAAGACCGAAAAUUUUUAAUUAAUCAUAUGCUAGAUAUGUUUCAGAUCUGGACAAAUGUAUUGCACAAUGCCGGUUAUUAUCAACGAGCAAUUGGUCUCUAUCAAACUAUGAUUGAGUUACAUCUAGAUUUUACGACAGAAGCGAAAACAGAGUUUUCUAAACGUUUGGAGUCUUUAGAAAAAACAUGGAAUACAAAUAAAGCUCGGAUAGAGAUCUGUUCUGAUUCGCAAAUCAAAUUAUUCGAUCACUUCUUUCCACUACAACAUUCAUAUUUUGGAGAACAUAUUGAUAUUGAAAAUACAACUUCAUACAUCGACAAUGAACUUUCGACACUAUCUGCUGAAGAAAAUCGUUUAUUCGACUCGACAUACCAAUCUUGGAUACCCAUCGAACGACUACGAAUGGAUUUUUAUCAACAAAAACUUCUCAAUCACGGUAUUCACUUUCAUUCUCAACUUAUUCAAUCGUUAACAGAUUCGAGUCAAAUUGACACUGAACUCUGUAACAUAUCGUUUCAACAAUCGAUUCGGCCAUUUCUUUUUGAAUUGAAUGAUCAGCGACAGUUUCUUCUGUUGAUUAUUUACUAUCUCCGAUUUCUCAAUGCGCUUCCACAUUUGACAAUUUUACAAGAAAUCUUGGUACGACUAAAAAUUUCGUUAUCAAUCCAUUUGCAAAACCAUUUAUUCCUCGAAAAUGAAUUUCUUUCACUCUAUCCACUGAUUCAUCCAAUCACAAUCGUCCACACAGAAGAAUACUUUUCAUAUGAAUAUAUCUCGAAAGUCUACGAACAAAUUACUUCAAUUCCAUCGUUGAAGUCCUACAAAAUCGAAUUUAUUCUUCUCUAUUGGUAUUAUCUGGCAAGAAAUAUAGUCGAAGUGAAACAACAAAAUCUUUCAUUAUCAAAAACUCGACUGAAGUCGUUGCAGACAAUCAUCAAGAAAUAUUUAUCAUUGGAAGAAUAUCGAACAUGUCUUCGUUUGUAUACGCACUAUGGUCAUCUAGAAUAUGAUUAUUUUCAACGUGUAAAUGACAGUCGUCGAAUAUUUGAUUUAUGUUUUCAAACAAUUCGAACAAAUCCGACGAAUUUCGUUUCGUAUGAAUCUUAUCUCGAUCUUUGUCAUUGGCUUUCAACGUGGUUGGCUUGCGAAUUCAAUUUAAACCAUUUGUUUGAUCAAAUGCUGAAAAUAGUCUUAGAAAAUGCUAAAUACAAUUCGUUCAAUAAACAAAUCAGCAAAGAUAAACUUUGUUCAUCGAUUCAAUUUGUUUUGAAAAAACUAUUUCCGAAUCUUGAAUUCAACAACAUAAUCACACUCGUCAUUGAAUGUUUAAAAAACCGAAAGAAAGUUUCGAAAUGGGAUCAAACGAAUGAACAAGAUUGGUCCACUUAUUUACGUCAACAUCAUUCGUUAGCAUUUGAACUUUUAUUCAUCUUUCUCAAUUAUUCGUACUUACUCAACGAUCCAUUCGAGAAAAUUCAUCAUAUCAUCUUGAAUUCGGUUAUACCAUUGAUCAAUGAACAAUACAAUAAAACAAAUCAAACGAUGAUCGAUUCGAUUCUUCUCUUCUACGUGACAAUUCUCUGGAAUGAAUUAUUUACUGAACAUCUCCUGUUUAAUCAAUGCACACAGUAUUUAAAAGAGAUUAUCGAGUCUCUGCGAUACCCAUCGACUAUUCUAUGGAAGUUCGUUUCGAUUUACACAUGUCUAUUGCCCUUGUAUGGAAGUUAUGUCAAUGAAUUCGAGCAGAUGCUAACAAAUUACAAAUCGAAUAAAAAAAGCGAAGAUCGGCUCAUGACGAAAAUGUUCGUUGUCGAAAUGAAUUUAAUUCGACAUAUCAAAAUCCAACGAGCCAAUGUUGUUAAUAAAAUGUUCAAUUCCGGUUAUGAACAUCGUGUUCGACAUAGUAUUCGUCAGUUCAUUCAAGAAUAUCCGUACUUUGUUCAUUUGUGGCUGUUUUACGAAUAUUUCGAGAAAUACUCACCUGAUAAAACUCGAGUUAAAGCUGUUUUAUACGACUCCAUGCAGAAUUGCCCCUGGAAUAAAACUUUAUACAUGAAAUCCAUGUCCAAUGCGAUUAGUGAAACUGAAUGGAAACUAUUUUUGAACGUAAUGUUAAAAAGCAAUGUACACAUUCUAUUUUCUCUAGAAGAAUUCGAUAUGCUGAAAGAAUUGGUUGAAAUGAAGAAUUAA